Molecule: messenger RNA, 4983 nt
Organism: Thunnus maccoyii (southern bluefin tuna)
Lineage: Eukaryota; Metazoa; Chordata; Actinopteri; Scombriformes; Scombridae
Product: MLX interacting protein
Exons: 17
Coding region: 298-2871 (857 amino acids)
Biological process (GO): regulation of transcription by RNA polymerase II
Cellular component (GO): nucleus
Molecular function (GO): DNA-binding transcription factor activity, RNA polymerase II-specific; protein dimerization activity; RNA polymerase II cis-regulatory region sequence-specific DNA binding
Source: RefSeq, a predicted model, not a curated record
AACUUCCUGCUCCGGACAGAGGAGCCUGCUGGGAUGGGCUUCAGCAGUUUUUUUUUGUCAGCUGGUGCCUGCGACUACGUCAACUACCUAACAAGACAACAACAAGUUAACUUGGGCCAUUAAUUACGAACAACCUGCUUUCAGAUGGGUGCACCGAGGGCCCAGACUCCGCGGCAGCAAGCUGACAAACUUUAACCGGCAGCAGCCUCUUUGCAAGCCUCAUGAGAGGGACAGUUUGGUUGUCCUAGCUUGCUGGCUAACGUUAGCUAUUUGUCUGCUGAGCUAACGACUGGGGAGAUGUCUUUUCGGCAGAAAUACCGUCGCCCACCGGCGAGUAUAAAGCAGGAGCAGGACGACGACUCUGACGCGGAGGAGACUCACCUGGGUCUGAGGAGGACGGACGGGCUGGAGUCCCAGAUCAUCCACAGUGGACACUUCAUGGUGUCGUCGCCCCACAGCGAGCACCCCCCGAAGAAAGGCUACGACUUCGACACUGUCAACAAACAGACCUGUCAGACUUAUCAUUUUGGCAAAGCGAGCGCAUCGCACUUCUCCAUAGAUGCUUCACUGACCAAACUAUUUGAAUGCAUGACCCUCGCGUACAGUGGUAAGUUGGUUUCUCCCAAAUGGAAAAACUUCAAAGGGCUAAAGUUGCUUUGGAGAGACAAGAUCCGCCUCAACAACGCCAUAUGGAGAGCCUGGUAUAUGCAGUAUGUCGAGAAAAGGGAGAAUCCCGUUUGUCAUUUUGUGACCCCCCUCGAUGGAACUAUGGACUUGGACGUGCAUCGUCCUGCGGAGGCUGUUGCCACAGAGGGGAAAUGCUGGAAAAGAAGAAUUGAAAUUGUCAUAAGAGAAUAUCACAAGUGGAGGACGUACUUUAAGAAAAGGUUACAGAAGCACAAGGAUGAUGACCUCUCAAGCUUGCUUAAGGGGCCAGAGGAGCAGUUAUCACUGUUUGGGGAAGUCUCUCCAGACAUGCUCCGUGUCUCCUUUUAUCAGGAUGAAGAGAUUGUUGCACGCCGCGUGCCUCGUAAGCAUAAUGAAACACCCGCCCCUAUGGAGAUGGACCCUCUCUUUGACAUGGACGUUCUGAUGUCUGAGUUUUCAGACACGUUGUUCUCCACGUUGGCCUCGCACCAGCCCAUAGCCUGGCCCAAUCCGAGGGAGAUUGCUCACGCAGGGAACGCUGACAUGAUCCAACCAGGACUGAUCCCCUUACAACCCAACCUAGACUUCAUGGACUCCUUUGAUCCACUUCAAGACUUAUUUCACAGCCUCCGUCAGCCCGUCUUCCCCUCUGUUUCCCCCACUGCAUCAUCUGUCACCCCUCUACCCAGCAGCAGCUCUCAGUCACAGGCCCAGUUAAUGUCCUCCAUGCAGCUCACAAGCAACCACAUCUCCCCUCCUGGCCCCCUGCCCAUCCCCACUCCCAUGGCCAGUCAAACCAGUGGAACAGGUGGUGGUGGGGAUGCUGCCUUUGUACAAAACUACAUGCCUCUGUUUCCCGGGCACGUGGCGCCCAGUAAUCAAGCAGUAGUUUCCUCAGUCUCUCAGACGUUAUCCCAUGAUCCGCUGGCACAGUGCCUCCCAGGUCAGAGCAUGGUCUCAGCAGCACCCAUGGUUCCCUCACCCUUGGACAACACAGCAGCUCUGGACGAGACCGUAGCACCAUCUGUGAUCACACACACAGCCUCUUCCAUUGUCACACCCAGCGCCGCUGCCACCACCUUCACCCACGGCUCAGAAUAUAACUCCAUAUCCACACAACCUCCACCUCCUCCGUCCCAACUCCAAUCCUUAGCUCCGCUGCCUGCCACCUCUGUCCAGCACCCUCAGACGUUUGUCUUGCCUCGCCCCUUUCAGUCAUCCAGUGCCAACAAAAACCGCCCCGUGCAAAGGAUUGCUCCUGCUAACCCCGUCCACCCCCCCCAACUUAUCCUCACAGGGCCUUUCCCAGGUCAUGGCAAUGCUGUGAUUGUUACACCAACGCCGAUGAAAGCAGAGGUGGGCCCCAAUACAGUGGUGCUCACUCCUCAUCUUGCAGGGUCAUCUGGAUUUCAUGUUGUGUCUCAGACGCAAAAGUCUCCCCAGCCGAUUGUCCCCAAAGAAAAGUCUUAUUCUUCCAGCCGCAAAAACCAGAAACCCUCCUCUAGUGUCGGUCACAGUCAGCCAGGAUCAGGUCAAGGGUCGCCAUGUGCACUAGAUCAAGUUCCUAGUCCCCAGUCACUGAUCAGCAGCAGCAGUACGCCUCUGGUAAAGAAUGAGCAAAACCAGAGCCGGAGAACAACACACAUAUCUGCUGAGCAGAAGAGAAGAUCAAACAUAAACAUUGGCUUUAAAACACUCUGCAACCUGGUUCCCACACUUAAGUCCCAAUCAAAUAUCAGUAAUGCAGUCACAUUGCAGAAGACAGUAGAGCACAUUGGGAAGCUCCAGCAAGAGAGGCAGCAGAUGCAAGAAGAGGUCAAGAGAUUGCGAGAAGAGAUAGAGGAGCUCAACGCCUCCAUAAACCUGUGCCAGGAACAACUACCUGCAACAGGAGUGCCCAGCACGCGGCAUCGCUUUGACCACAUGCAAGAGAAGUUCAAUGAAUAUAUCAAGAGCCGCACUCUCCAGAACUGGAAGUUUUGGAUUUUCAGCAUCAUUAUCAAGCCUCUCUUUGAGUCAUUUAACGGGAUGGUGUUAACUACAAGCAGAGCAGAGCUGUGCCAGACCACGCUGCAAUGGCUCGAUCGCCAUUGUUCCCUUCCAGUGCUCAGACCCAUGGUGCUGAGUACGCUUCGUCAGCUGAGCACAACCACGUCCAUUCUUAGCGACCCAUCCCUGCUGCCUGAAGAAGCCAUCCAGGCUGUCACGCACACAGACGUGUAGACUGGCUCGCAGAGGAGGCGAGGUGUCCUGAGGAGCCUCCACACCACGUCAUCAUGAACCUUCCAACAGCAAUCGUCCAAAUGACAUAUCACUACUUUACCUUAUAGCCAUUCAGCAAGGUCGCCAGGUCUUCCACAGAUCCACGACUUCCUCCGGGAUAAUAAAUGAGAGAAAUGCAAGCUACAUCUGGCUUACUUUGUAUGUACAAGGGUCCUGCAUUUGUUCUGUUGCACACUGAUUCUUUGGGAAUGAUGCACACGGGGGGCCCUACCUUUGAUUUUUAGAAGCAUUUUAUCACAUUAUAUUUGAAUGACAGCAACAACCCUUGGUGAUAAUCUUCGAAAUACAUUAUUGGAAGGGGGUACUUGUUUGCUUUUUGAACAACAGUAUAUAUUUAAAUUGAACUUACUUUUAUAAUACAGAAAACACAACAUUGUGUUGAAAAAGGGAAAUAUUGAGUGAUUGAUAAUUUUGUGUCUUCUCUUAGAUGUAUAAAGUGUAUGGACAUGAUGGUUUGAUCAUGAGGAGAUGAGAUGAAUGUGGGAUUUUUAGGACUAUAGCUGGCAGUAUAGUGGUCUAUAAGAUAAGAGCUUUAUUGUAUUUUCCACCCCUCAUUUACUCAGGUGAAUGCCAGUGAACAAUAGUGGUUUCCUGGUGGCUUUCUGUCUGUGCUGAACAUCCUCCUUCAUACUUUGCUUGCUCUGCCCAUUUCUAGUGAGUUUGACUGCAAAAUGUACUAGAAAGCAGUCAUCUUAGAUACACACAUGGGUUUCUACUGGGCAAGUCGCAGCAGCAUGGAGCGAUAUUACUUACAGCCCUCAUAGGGAGCAUAACUGAAAAAAGCAGUACAGAUUAUUCACAUGUACGGUGUUACAAGAUCUUAGCUGAAUGCACAGUAGCUGUAGGAGUAUUUUCUGUUCUUUAUUGGUCACUCAGGGCUGCGCUGGUGAGCGUAAUUAUUUACCAUUCAGCUAUGAACAAAUCAAGUCAGGAUCCUUCUCAGCAGGAAAACAUUUUGGCUGUAACAUCACAUAGUUUGAUUUACCAAUGUCUCUGUUUUUCUGCUGGAAGUUACACUAAUUUAUAAUGUGUGGUAAUGGCAGACGCAGGAGAAAACACACUGAAACAGACCAAAAGCCAUAUAUGAUUGUGUUACUGACAACAUCUGUUGACGGCUUGAGAAUUAGACUCUGUCAGCCUUAAGGUCGAAUAAAGUGCCCUUACCGGUGAUCUCUGCAGGCUGAUUAGUCUGUCUUUUUCUUUAAAAAAAAAAAAAAGAUUUGUGGUUCAGCACUCCUCAGGCAGACAUGGAUUUUGUGACUUGUGUUUUUACUUUCUGUUCUGCAGAACAACCGAGUUUACUCUUUGACUUUUACAGUAGAAAAAGGAACCAUUGAUAGUUGUUAUUUGAUAAAUGAGCAGCUUUUUGUGUGCCGUCAUGUUGGUUUUUUACUUUUCUACGACAUAAAAAUCACUUUAUCACUUAAGAUUUACCUGUGCAUGUAAAGCUGCUCAAUUUACAGUAAGACGGGGAUGGCACUUGUAGCCUAUUUGCAGUGUUGACUCAAAAUAGGCCAAUGUGAUGUGGCAAGUGUGAAGUAUAGAUGUCAUAUUCACCCAAAAGGAUGUUAUUGCUACUGUAAGAAAAUUAAACCCCACCUCUGUAUGCAGUUACGGGGAUGAUUUUGUGAUUAUGAUUGUUUUUUUUCCCUUCAAACUGAGAAUUGAGACAUGAUUUAACUUAUGACAUAAAGCCCUAAUGUUCCACUGCAGCUUGGCAUUUGUGUGGUGAUUGUUUUGUUUCUUCUUCAUCCAGUGAUUUUAAAGUGUUUCGUCAUACCAGGUUGGAUUUCUAACUUGUUUGAAGUUUCUGUGAAGGCGUUUUGCUCUGGAUGAUUGUACAGUGUAUUGUUGCAGAUUGGUUCUGCCCACGUUUUCCCCCCAAAUUUAGUAUUGUAUUUUAUUUGUGUAUUUGUGUUAAACAGUAAAGAUAUUUUCUUAUGCUGCAUCUGAGUGUUUUUUUCCCCCCAAAGUUCCCAAAUGUCUUCAUGCAACAAGCUUCAAGACGCCUUAAAUGGUUGUGAAACACAAUAAAAGCAACACAAAUGAAAA